Messenger RNA from Selaginella moellendorffii, 2847 nucleotides. Its product is annotated as SWI/SNF complex subunit SWI3C. The coding region runs from base 169 to 2595 and encodes 808 amino acids. The record is from RefSeq and is a predicted model, not a curated record. Lineage: Eukaryota; Viridiplantae; Streptophyta; Lycopodiopsida; Selaginellales; Selaginellaceae. Gene Ontology annotation, molecular function: protein binding; zinc ion binding. The transcript has 7 exons.
UGACAAGGGAGCAGCGCUCCGCCAUAGCUCCCUCUGUAAGUCUUCUCCGCGCGAUUCUAUCUCCAGGGCCGCAUUCCUCGUCAUCGAUGGCAUCCGUAGCAACAGAGUAGAGGUUUUGGUCGAGAUUUCGGUGGUGAUGGUUUUGGGAGAUUCUCGGCGCUCUCAGCCAUGUUGAAGCGGAGGCAGGGCACUCCUCCAGAGGCUUCCGCCCCGACGAAGCGGCCAAACACGCGAUCCAGGUCCCCCAUUCCCGUGGGGGCGAAUGGGCAGCCACUGGAGGUGAUCCCUGGCAAGGGCGAGACGGUGUCCAAGGUUCCUAGCGUUACCAAGCAGAAGAUUGGGCAGCCCCAUCCGGCCGUCGCCGCUACCGUCCAGGCCGAGCAGGCCGUCAAUAAUCCGGACAGGGAGCUCGAUUCGUCUCGAGCUCCUGGAGCUGACGCUGUCGUUCAGAUUGAGAACAUCUCACACGGCCAGCUCGUCGUGCCGGAUGAGGCGCCCAGUGAUGAUACCAGCACAGUUUCUUCUUCUACUCCGGUUGUUCUUCCCAAGGCUCCAUCGCUAGCUCAGCACAAGCAGCUCAAGCAGCAAGCACACAUCGUUCCAACUCACGCAGGAUGGUUUUCGUGGACUGGCAUUCACACUCUCGAGAAGCGUGGCCUGCCCGAGUUUUUCAACGGGAAGACCAAAAUGAACACGCCGGAGCUCUACAUGGAGUACAGGAACUUUCUCAUACAGAAAUACCGGGAGAAUCCAGAGAAGGUUUUGGCGAUCUCGGACAUCCAGGACUUGGUGGUCGGCGAUCUCAAUUCUGUCCGACGCAUCAUUGAGUUUCUUGACCACUGGGGGCUCAUCAACUAUCACGUAACAACAAGGCCGGGACAGUCUUAUCCUGCUUGGCAGGGAACGCCUCCAAAGGUGGAAGAAAACAAUGCCGGGGAGCUACAUGCUGUCCCGCAUUCCGUGAGCCCUCUUGGAAGUCUGUACCAGUUUGAGACUCCUACAAAGUCUACGUUCCAGACUCACUUGGAUCCUGUCGCUGCGCUUGCCGAAACUUUUGUUUCGGAAGCCUUGGCAUCGACACCAGGUCCGGCAGUCGAGUACCAUUGCAAUGCUUGCUCUGCCGACUGCUCCAAGCGGCGUUAUCACUGCCAAAAACAGGCAGACUUUGAUUUGUGUCCGGAUUGCUACAAUGAUGGAAAGUUUGGCCCGGGCAUGUCGACAUCCGAUUUCAUCCGAUUGGACGCUUUGUCGGAUGCUAAUUCCGAUGAUGGUGGCUGGACGGACCAAGAAACUCUACUGCUGCUCGAGGCGUUGGAGAUGUUCGGCGACAACUGGAACGAGAUUGCCGAGCAUGUAGCGACCAAGUCAAAGGCUCAGUGCAUACUUCACUUCAUAAAAAUGCCUAUUGAAGACUCCUUUCUGGACGAUGUCGAGGCUUCCGCAAGCAUCACUGCGGCCUCAAAGCACACCGAGGAAGACGGAAAGCUGGCAGCAAGAGAGGAUACGGUCUUCAAGGCCAUAAUGGAGGCGUCAGCAUCUAAGGACUCUUUAUCGGGUCCCGACGGCUUGAUAGCUUUCGCUGACGCUGGCAAUCCGGUAAUGGCGCAGGUCGCCUUUCUCGCUGCAAUGGUCGGUCCUCGAGUCGCAGCUGCUGCUGCACAAUCUGCAUUGGCGGCGCUGUCCGAAGGCGAUCCUGCCACGCAACUGGCCGCCAGAGCUACUUUUAUCUUGGAUGAUCCUGCCACAAUUCCUCUUCCACCUUCAUUGGACAGGUCAAAUGGUCCAACAAAGGAUGAGAACGAGGCACCAAAGGAUGAGUCGAAACACAUAGAGGAUGGUGGCGCAGAUCAAACAGACAACGACAAAGAAGCCAAGCCAGAGAAGAAGAAGGCAGACGAGUCUGGUCAUCAGAACGCUCCUUCCGCAGAGCGCAUCCGUAACGCAGCCGCUACAGCUCUUGCAGCGGCAGCGGUCAAGGCAAAGCUACUGGCCGACCAAGAGGAGCGGGAGAUGCAACGUCUAGUGGCCAGUGUGAUCGAGAACCAGCUAAAAAAGCUCGAGACAAAGCUCAAGCAUUUUGGUGAGCUGGAGGUCAUGCUGAAAAAGGAGUACGAGCACAUUGACCGCGCCAGGCAAAAGCACUUUGCCGAGCGCGCUCGGUUGCUACAGUCCCGGAUCGCGCCAAACACAGCGGCCGGGGAGAUGCCGUCGGGGCAGCAGCAGCAACAGCAACAACAACAACUUCAGCAGCAGCAGCAGCAGCAGCAGCAGCAGCAGCAGCAGCAAAUCCAGCAGCAUCAAAUGCAGCAAAUCCAGCAACAACACCAGCAGCAACAGCCAUUAUCGUCCCUCUCACCGCUAACUUUUAACAGGCCGGCUGCGCUCAUGGGCCAAGUAGUUCCAGGUCCGAGCACCCUGAGCAGCAUGGCAGCAGCAGCAGCAGCUGGAGGAGGUGGUCCUCCUUCGUCGCUUGCUGCCUCGAGCUCUCAAAGGCAGCAGUUUGGGUUUGGAUCGUCGGGACUGACAGGAUUGGCACCCUCAGCGGCAGAAGCUCCGGCCAGACCUCCGUUUCCCUCGGCAAACAACACAGCGUGAUCAUCGUAAAGCGCGAGCCAGUCACAAAGAGAGACGGUGGACACAAGCGUGGACUAUGGAAGUUCUUGGUUCUUGAGGGGAGGAGCUAGUUCUCGAAGAGGAGAGAGAUUUGUGACUCGUAUACUCGAGUUCUUCCAAAGCUUGUCACCGGCUUCAGAACAAAUGGAUAUCGAGCAACCAUCUCUUGUAACCAUUAAAAAGGAAGAUUAGUGUAUAACAUAAUCACAAUCGAUUAAAUUUUGGACGAUUAAA